Molecule: messenger RNA, 24605 nt
Organism: Coregonus sp. 'balchen'
Lineage: Eukaryota; Metazoa; Chordata; Actinopteri; Salmoniformes; Salmonidae
Source: the annotation of a GenBank genome assembly
AUGUCUAAACAGCAGGCGAUAAGCCCAGGGAAGAACUUCUUCGCUGGGGGCUUUGGUGGUGUCUGCUUGGUCUUCGCUGGACAUCCACUUGAUACCAUAAAAGUAAUUAUUUAUUUAUCGCAAAGUAACUCAUUGCUCAUCUAGCUAGCUAGCUAAGUUAAUAACAAAGUAGCUAACUGCUAUUAUCUUGCCUCCUGUGCUUGCCUCGCGAGACUAACUUUCAUUGGUCUCUGCUGCUUGCAGCAUUCCUAGGAAAGUAAUCAAUACAAAUUUAUCUUUAGAGAUGUAUAAUUGGUUACUGGAUGUUAGUGUCGUUGUUCUUUAAAUUUGAUAGAACUCAUGACAUGGACUGUCAGUUGACACAAUGAGCGCUUCACUGAGCUGUAGUGUUGUGCAGUUUGCGAACGAUUCGUUAUUUUUGAGCGACUUUUUACUGACUCGAGAGUCAUGAUUCGUUUUUUCCGAGUGACUCCUUCAUUUUAGUCCUUCAUUCUACCUGCUGGCCCAACCUGGUGUCAGAGCAUUUCGUAUUAUUAUGUACUUAAAUCUGGAACCAACUGUUACGUUUCGUAUGGUAUGUAUUACUUUGUGGCUGUCCAUCACCCAUUUCGUAUGAUAUGUUGAGAAUUACAAUUCAUAUUAUAUGUUACGAAUUUGCAAAAUGCAUGAUAUUAGCUAGCUGGCUAACGUUAGCUAGGCUAGGGGUUACAGUUAAGUUUAGGAGGUAGGUUAAAGGGUUAGUGGAAGGGUUAGUUAACAUGCUAAGUAGUUGCAAAGUAGAUAAAAAAGUUGUUAGUACUGGAAAAGUUGCUAAUUAACUAAAAUGCUAAAGUUGUCCGUGAUUAAAUUUGAACUCGCAACCUUUGGGUUCACGUUAUACGCCCACACCCACCCACCCACCCACCCAACAAACAACCCUACUUUUGCUUUUGCCUUAAGUAACCAUCUGUUAUAUCAUACUAUACAGAACAACAAUAUAAACACAACAUGUAAAGUGUUGGCCACAUGUUUCAUGAGCUGAAAUAAAAGAUCCCAGAAAUGUCUCUAAAAUUUUGUUUAAAUCCCUAUUGGUGAGCAUUUCUCCUUUGCCAAGAUAAUCUGUCCACCUGACAGGUGUGGCAUGUCAACAAGCUUAUUAAACAGCAUGGUCAUUACACAGGUGCACCUUGUGCUGGGGACAAUAAAAAGCCACUCUAAAAUGUGCAGUUUUGUCACACAACACAAUGCCACAGAUGUCUCAAGUUUUCAGGGAGCAUGCAAUUGGCAUGCUGACUGCAGGAAUGUCCACCAGAGCUGUUGCCAGAGAAUUUAAUGUUAAUUUCUCUACCAUAAGCUGCCUCCAACGUAGUUUUAGAGAAUUUGGCAGUACGUCCAACCGGCCUCAAAACCGUAGACCACCUGUAACGACGCCAGCCCAGGACCUCCACAUCCGGCUUCUUCACCUGCGGAAUCGUCUGAGACCAGCCACCUGGACAGCUGAUGAAACUGAGGAGUAUUUCUGUCUGUAAUAAAGCCCUUUUGUGGGGAUAAACUCAUUCUGAUUGGCUGGGCCUUGCUCCCCAGUGGGUGGGCCUAUGCCCUCCCAGGUGCACCCUUGGUUGGGCCCCUGCCCAGCCAUGUGAAAUUCAUAGAUUAGGGCCUCAUUUAUUUAUUUCAAUUGACUGAUUUCCUUAUAUGAACUGUAACUCAGUAAAGUCGUUGAAGUUGUUGCAUGUUGUGUUUAUAUUUUUGUACAGUAUAAUUUCAACUUCCUGGAUUUACAUUUACUAUGUUACGUCUAGUCUAUGCGACCAGGCUGUCUGGCCGCAAUCAAUUCUACAGCAGGAUUAAUAAUUCUCUAGAGUCUAAAACAAUUGGGGGUGGGGGUUAUAAAAUGAAAUAUGGAAUUGUUUUAAGAUGGUCAUACCAUGGAUAAUUUAGCUAUUUGGUUUGGAAUUUUAGGACCCCUUUAGGUAUGAAAAAUUUAAAAAAUGAUUUGUUAAAUAUAGAAUUGAGCUUUUAGUACAAAAUCCAAUAGACACACAUUGAAUAACACGUUCAUAAAUGGCAAAAAAGACAGUCAAAAAAGAAAUCAUAAAGAAUAAGGUUUUGACGAGUCUGUCCUAUAUCUAGGAGAUAUAAGAAAGCUCAGGAAAUAUAUAUAUAUACAGUUGAAGUUGGAAGUUUACAUACACUUAGGUUGGAGUCAUUAAAACUCGUUUUUCAACCACUCCACACAUUUCUUGUUAACAAACUAUAGUUUUGGCAAGUCGGUUAGGACGUCUACUUUGUGCAUGACACAAGUAAUUUUUCCAACAAUUGUUUACAGACAGAUUAUUUCACUUAUAAUUCACUGUAUCACAAUUCCAGUGGGUCAGAAGUUUACAUACACUAAGUUGACUGUGCCUUUAAACAGCUUGGGAAAUUCCAGAAAAUGAUGUCAUGGCUUUAGAAGCUUCUGAUAGGCUAAUUGACAUCAUUUGAGUCAAUUGGAGGUGUACCUGUGGAUGUAUUUCAAGGCCUACCUUCAAACUCAGUACCUCUUUGCUUGACAUCAUCGGAAAAUCAAAAGAAAUCAGCCAAGACCUCAGAAAAAAAAUUGUAGACCUCCACAAGACUGGUUCAUCCUUGGGAGCAAUUUCCAAAUGCCUGAAGGUACCACGUUCAUCUGUACAAACAAUAGUACGCAAGUAUAAACACCAUGGGACCACGCAGCCGUCAUACCGCUCAGGAAGGAGACGCGUUCUGUCUCCUAGAGAUGAACGUACUUUGGUGCGAAAAGUGCAACUCAAUCCCAGAACAACAGCAAAGGACCUUGUGAAGAUGCUGGAGGAAACAGGUACAAAAGUAUCUAUAUCCACAGUAAAACAAGUCCUAUAUCGACAUAACCUGAAAGGCCGCUCAGCAAGGAAGAAGCCACUGCUCCAAAACUGCCAUAAAAAAGCCAGACUACGGUUUGCAACUGCACAUGGGGACAAAGAUCGUACUUUUUGGAGAAAUGUCCUCUGGUCUGAUGAAACAAAAAUAGAACUGUUUGGCCAUAAUGACCAUCGUUAUGUUUGGAGGAAAAAGGGGAAAGCUUGCAAGCCGAAGAACACCAUCCCAACCGUGAAGCACGGGGGUGGCAGCAUCAUGCUGUGGGGGUGCUUUGCUGCAGGAGGGACUGGUGCAUUUCACAAAAUAGAUAGCAUCAUGAGGAAGGACAAUUAUGUGGAUAUAUUGAAGCAACAUCUCAAGACAUCAGUCAGGAAGUUAAAUCUUGGUCGCAAAUGGGUCUUCCAAAUGGACAAUGACCCAAAGUGUACUUCCAAAGUUGUGGCAAAAUGGCUUAAGGACAACAAAGUCAAGGUAUUGGAGUGGCCAUCACAAAGCCCUGACCUCAAUCCUAUAGAACAUUUGUGGGCAGAACUGAAAAAGCGUGUGCGAGCAAGGAGGCCUACAAACCUGACUCAGUUACACCAGCUCUGUCAGGAGGAAUGGGCCAAAAUGCACCCAACUUAUUGUGGGAAGCUUGUGGAAGGCUACCCAAAACGUUUGACCCAAGUUAAACAAUUUAAAGGCAAUGCUACCAAAUACUAAUUGAGUGUAUGUUGACUCAAAUUAUGUAAAUUAGCCUAUCAGAAGCUUCUAAAGCCAUGACAUCAUUUUCUGGAAUUUCCCAAGCUGUUUAAAGGCACAGUCAACUUAGUGUAUGUAAACUUCUGACCCACUGGAAUUGUGAUACAGUGAAUUAUAAGUGAAAUAAUCUGUCUGUAAACAAUUGUUGGAAAAAUUACUUGUGUCAUGAACAAAGUAGAUGUCCUAAACGACUUUUCAAAACUAUACUUUGUUAACAAGGCAUUUGUGGAGUGGUUGAAAAAUGAGUUUUAAUGACUCCAACCUAAGUGUAUGUAAACUUCCGACUGUAUAUGUAUAUAUAUAUAUAUAUAUAUAUAUAUAUAUAUAUAUUUGCAAGAGAAAAAAAUACAUAUGGGGGAUUGGAAGUGAUGCAGACAAUUACAUUGAUGGAAGUUACAAUUUAUCUGCAAUAUUAAAGCUGAUCAAACAAAAACAGAGGUACCUCUGCUGCAGAGGAUUAGUUCAUUAGAGUUAACUUGCACCUCAGAAAUUGCAGCCCAUAUAAAUGCUUCCCAGAGUUCAAGUAACAGACACAUCUCAACAUCAACUGUUCAGAGGAGACUGCAUGAAUCAGGCCAUCAUGGUUGAAUUACUGCAAAGAAAACACUACUAAAGGACACCAAUAAGAAGAAGAGACUUUCUUGGGCCAAGAAACACGAGCAAUGGACAUUAGACCGGUGGAAAUCUGUCCUUUGGUCUGAUGAGUCCAAAUUUGUGCUGCAUCAGAUGACCUGGCCUCCACAAUUACCCGACCUCAACCCAAUUGAGAUGGUUUGGGAUGAGUUGGACCGCAGAGUGAAGGAAAAGCAGCCAACAAGUGCUCAGCAUAUGUGGGAACUCCUUCAAGACUGUUGGAAAAGCAUUUCUCAUGAAGCUGGUUGAGAGAAUGCCAAGAGUGUGCAAAGCUGUCAUCAAGGCAAAGGGUGGCUACUUUGAAGAAUCUCAAAUAUAAAAUAUAUUUUGAUUUGUUUAACACUUUUUUGGUUACUACAUGAUUCCAUAUGUGUUAUUUCAUAGUGUUGAUGUCUUCACUAUUAUUCUUGUCACGGUUUUGGCCGAGACUGCUCCUCCUCCUGGUUCGGGCAGGCUUCGGCGUUCGCCUUCCCCGGAGUACGAGCUGCCACCGUUGAAUUUUUCGUGGUGUGAUUGCUUUGGUCUGUCUUGUACACCUGUGUCUGUUUGUGUUCUGAUUACGUGUCCUAUAAGUUCCCUGUUUUGUAUUGGUUAGAUUGUGUGUUGUUGUCUGCCUGUAUUUCGGAGCUGCGUGUUGACGCUCUGUUUGUUUGUUUAAUGUUUACGCAUGGUUUACGUAUUCACUCGCCUCUGUUUGUUUCGAGGCUGUGUAUUGGAUUUUUUGCACUUUUGACUAGUAAAGUCUGUUGGACGAAGCCUCUGUGUCCUGCGCCUGACUCCUCCACCACAUCCACAUCGGUUCAUCUGACAAUUCUACAAUGUAGAAAAUAGUAAAUAUAAAGAAAAACCUUUGAAUGAGUAGAUGUCAACUUUUGACUGGUACUGUAUAUAUAUAAGAAUUGUUGUAUUAUUAUUUGUAAUUAUUAUUUACACAUUUAACCCUUUUUUGGGGGUAGGCACAAAACGACCUCCAUACUUCCAUUCAUUUUUUAAACCUGUACAGGUUACCUUCAGACGAGUCCCGGGACACUUAAGGGGGGAAUCAUAGAGCAAACUGGAGAACACCAUCAUGUUCGUGAGAAUCUCCUCUUUCCACAGUGGGGUCACAUUAGUUUGUAGCCCAAACGGGUCAGACCCGUCAAACUGUACCGACUUCAGACGGCUUAUGGGGAUGAUAGAGCAAAUAGGAGACCACCAUUGUGUUCGUGACAGUAUAAUUAGUUUUAGUCCAAACCGUACAGCCGUUUUCGUGAGAAGACCGAUUUUCAGGAUGUCUCAUGGUCUGACAAUCACAGCUGUAGCUCAGUCACCUUCCACCUGCUGAUAUGGAAGGCCGCCAUAGGCGGAUGCAGUAGAUUGAGACGCAGCCCAUGCAGAUAUCUCUAGCUUAACCUGACCGGAUUUCGAUGGGUAUUUUUUUAUUAAGUUACUUAUAUUCACGCACUGAUGCGUCAAUAGACUCUAGGGGGUUUUAAUAUGCGCUCCUCUGGCUCAGCGGCUCUGGAGACAUACUCUGACCAGCAACUGUCUAUCAUGUGCCCGAGGGAAAAUAGAUCAUGCUGCAUGAAUACAAUGAAUUGAUUAUUUAAUGUCAUGAUGGACAAAGCUUUGUAAAACCAAAACAUACACAGCCUCUGUUCAACAAACUCACUCAAGAACGAAUCGUUUGGGGGACAGCAGUUCGCGAACGAUAGUGUGCCUAACACUCUCACGGCAGUCAAGCAUUACAUUCCGCCGAGAGUCGCUUACAAUCUAGUCUGGUUGCGGCCACAACUAGACCUAGUUUCAAGAACUAAUCUUAUUUUUAUGCCUAGCAAUCAACAAAUGUAGGCUACAUUUUUUAAAGCACAAGUCUCAGUCACAAAUGUCAGCUCGAAUAAGCCCCCUAUUGAGCAGAAGCCAGAAAAAAGUUGCACUGAAAGCCUUUGAGAGCUUGCUGGUCCUCGUCAGCCUACCAAAGGAAGAUACUGCAGUGUGCCUGGCUGAAAGCACCCCACUGUGUCAGCUACUGGCUGAGCGGUUGUGUGAGUUCUACAGCCAGCUCCCGGCUACGCUGGAACCUGCAGACAUCCACAGUUUCCCCCAGACCCACUGGAGGUGAGCUUAGUGGCCCAGAGCAUGCAGGAGCCCUUACCGGUGAACGAUGUACUGAAAACUCAAUAUAGUCAUGAUUCUACAAGCCUCUCGUUCACGCAUUCACACAAGGGGCUUAUUGGAGCUGUCAUUUGUGACACUUGUAAAAGUGUGCUUUAAAAAACAAUGUACAUUUGGCAUACAAAUAAGAUUAUUUCUUGUUAAUUGAAACGGAUCUAGUUGUGGCCGCAACCUAUGGAACGCCAUUUGGGUCUUGGCGUGUCGAAAAAGAUACACGUCGGUUGGGCUUGUUGACCAAUCGCACAUGGAAUAUGAGCACGUUGUAUUCACUAACUGUAAGUCGCUCUGGAUAAGAGCGUCUGCUAAAUGAUUAAAAUGUAAAAAAUGUAAAUGUAAAUGUAAUGAAUAUGACUGCACGUCGCAUAGUUUGACACGUUCAUUGUUUUUUUGCGUAGUUACACAUAGAUUGCACUCACUAGUGUUUCAUGUGUCACAGUGAUUCACCAAUGCGUGUGCUGUGAUGCUGGUGGGGUUGUCUUGGGCGCGGACGCGCUUCGAGGCUCUGGGACAGUGCUGGUCAUGGGAGGAGCUGGCUAGCUGAUGGAUGCAAACAAUGUUCUUCCCCCAAAACAUAGCAAAACGACGGUCUGUGUCAGUAGCUAUAGUUAACUAACUAUCUAGCUAGCUAGGUGUCAUCAUCUAAAAUACCCCUAAUUUUAUAAAACAGUUCUUAUUUGAUUAAUGAUGGUCAGACCCACCUAUGUGAGGCUAGACACAAUAAGGAUAAGCCACAAUUUGCGGUUCGCCUUCAAAGUAAAAGUAUCUAAUUGAAAGUGAUCCAAAUGAAUACAAAUAGUGCCAUAAUUGAAUAGAUCAUGCUAUACGAGGUUGGAAUGUUAUAUAAAUCCAACAAAAGACAAUUUGUUAAUUUGAUUAAUCUGUUUCAAUCAGACUGUGGAUGUAUUAGACUUUAGAAUUGCAUUGGAAUCCUCUGUAGCUCAAUUGGUAGAGCAUGGCGCUUGUAACGCCAGGGUAGUGGGUUCGAUCCCCGGGACCACCCAUACAUAAAAAUGUAUGCACACAUGACUGUAAGUCGCUUUGGAUAAAAGCGUCUGCUAAAUGGCUUAUUAUUAUUAUUAUUGUGAAGGACAUGUGAACGAAAUGCUGGGCAGGCCAUUAUUUUGGCUACCAUGGCUAUGCCCCAUAGGAAGAUAAUGCCCCCAUCCACAGGGCACCAGUGGUUACUGAAUGGUUUGAUGAGCAUGAAAACAAUGUAAUCCAUAUACCAUAGCCGUCUCAGCCACCAGAUCUCAACCCAAUUGAUCACUUAUCUGAGAUUCUGGUGCGCCGCCUGAUUCUAGAGCGGCGCCUGAGACAGCGUUUCCCACCACCACCAUCUACAAAACACCAAAUGAUGGAAUUUCUCAUGGAAGAGUUGUGUCGCAUCCCUCCAAUAGAGUUCCAGACACUUGUAGAAUCUAUGCCAAGGUGCAUUGAAGCUGUUCUGGCUUGUGGUGACCCAACGCCCUAUUAAGAAACGUUAUGUUGGUUAUUUUGGCAGUUACCUGUAUAUGGCCAUUUCUGUCAUACUGCACUAUAUUAAGCCUAUGACAGUGGCCAGUCAUUACAGAUGUAUAUCAUCUGAGCCACUUAUAGGAAAUAAGAAAUAAAUGUUCCUCUAUACAGAAGUAAUAUCAUGUGUGUAGGCCUAUAUGGUGAGUGUGUUCAUAUCCUCCUCUCUCUUAGGUGCGUAUUCAGACCAUGCCUGUGCCCGGCCCUGGCGAGAGCCCCCUGUAUAGAGGCACCUUUGAUUGUUUUAAACAGACCCUUGCCAAAGAGGUGGGUAGUAGUAGCCUAUGGCUUUCUGGGUAGUAGUAGCCUAUGGCUUUCUGGGUAGUAGUAGCCUAUGGCUUUCUGGGUAGUAGUAGCCUAUGGCUUUCUAGGUAGUAGUAGCCUAUAGCUUUCUGGGUAGUAGUAGCCUAUGGCUUUCUGGGUAGUAGUAGCCUAUGGCUUUCUGGGUAGUAGUAGCCUAUGGCUUUCUGCUGUUGAAUGUAUUUGUUUUGUUCACCUCUCUUUGCUCUCUCUUUUUAUUCAUUCCUUCUCUCUCUCAUUUUCUCUAUUACAGGGGUUCAAAGGCCUGUAUAAAGGCAUGGCGGCCCCUAUCAUUGGAGUCACACCCAUGUUCGCUGUCUGCUUCUUUGGCUUUGGCCUGGGCAAGAAACUACAACAGAAAACCCCAGACCAAGUCCUUACGUAGGUGAAUGUUCCAUAGUAGAGUGUCUUCACCCAUUUUUAUGUUGAAAGAGUGUGCGCGGGCAUGUGUGUUGCGUGGGCGUAUGGUUGUGUUUGUUUAUGCGUAUGGUUGUGUGUGUGUAUGCAUAUGGUUGUGUGUGUGUAUGCGUAUGGUUGUGUGUGUGUAUGCGUAUGGUUGUGUGUGUGUAUGCGUAUGGUUGUGUGUGUGUAUGCGUAUGGUUGUGUGUGUGUAUGCGUAUGGUUGUGUGUGUGUAUGCGUAUGGUUGUGUGUGUGUAUGCGUAUGGUUGUGUGUGUGUGUUUGUGUGUUUGUGUUGUGCAUAACCCCAUCUGCUGUCCUUCUCAGGUAUCCACAGCUGUUUGCUGCCGGGAUGCUGUCAGGCGUGUUCACCACAGCCAUCAUGGCCCCUGGAGAACGCAUCAAGUGUCUCCUACAGGUCAGAAACACACUUAAAGUACACCACGCACAACUGGGCUUAGGUUAACAGGCUUAAGUUAACCUAGGCCUGUUAUCCUAAACCCAGUUAACGGAGAUGGUUCAGUGAACCCCUCUCAUGUGAUUCAAAACCUUGCCUGAGUCCUGAAGACUUGUGCUUGCUCCCUGAGUUAAUGCCUAGGCUUUAGCUCAGCAUGCUAACACAGUCUUGUGGCAUGCAGAAGUCCCGGGGUUUGAACCCAGUUGAUUAUGUAGCAUGUGAUGUGGAUGUGUGUAUAGAUCCAGGCUGCCAGAGGGGAGGUGAAGUAUGCUGGUCCCAUGGACUGUGUGAAGCAGCUGUACAAAGAGAGCGGGAUCAGGGGAAUCUACAGAGGAACUGCUCUCACCCUCAUGAGAGGUACUUCCUGACAGACUGAAUAUAUAUCCUAUACCCCUGUCUCUAAUAUCUAACUCUACUGACUGACUGACUGAAUAUACAGUAUAUCCUAUACCCCUGUCUCUAAUAUAUAACUUUACUGACUGACUGAAUAUAUAUCCUAUACCCCUGUCUCAAAUAUCUAACUCUACUGACUGACUAUCUGAAUAUAUAUCCUAUACCCCUGUCUUUAAUAUCUAACUCUACUGACUGACUGACUGAAUAUACACUACCCGUCAAAAGUUUGGACACACCUACUCAUUCAAGAGUUUUUCUUUAUUUUUACUAUUUUUUACAUUGUAGAAUAAUAGUGAAGACAUCAAAACUAUGAAAUAACACAUAUGGAAUCAUAUAGUAACCAAAAAAGUGUUAAACAAAUCAACAUACAUUUUAUAUUUGAGAUUCUUCAAAUAGCCACCCUUUGCCUUGAUAGGUAGUCACCUGGAAUGCAUUUCAACUAACAGGUGUGCCUUCUUAAAAGUUAAUUUGUGGAAUUUCAUUCCUUAAUGCGCUUGAGCCAAUUAGUUGUGUUGUGACAAGGUAGGGGGUGUUUACAGAGGAUAGCCCUAUUUGGUAAAAGACCAAGUCCAUAUUAUGGCAAGAACAGCUCAAAUAAGCAAAGAUAAAUGACAGUCCAUCAUUACUUUAAGACAUUAAGGUCAGUCAAUCCGGAACAUUUCUUUGAAAGUUUCUUCAAGUCCAGUCGCAAAAACCAUCAAGCGCUAUGAUGAAACUGGCUCUCAUGAGGACCGCCACAGGAAUGGAAGACCCAGAGUUACCUCUGCUGCAGAGGAUAAGUUCAUUAGAGUUAACAGCACCUCAGAAAUUGCAACCCAAAUAAAUGCUUGACAGAGUUCAAGUCACAGACACAUCUCAACAUCAACUGUUCAGAGGGGACUGUGUGAAUCAGGCCUUCAUGGUCGAAUUGCUGCAAAGAAACCACUACUAAAGGACACCAAUAAGAAGAAGAGACCUGCUUGGGCCAAGAAACACGAGCAAUGGACAUCCAAAUUGGAGAUUUUUGGUUCCAACCGCCGUGUCUUUGUGAGGCGCGGUGUGGGUGAACGGAUGAUCUCUGCAUGUGUAGUUCCCACCGUAAAGCAUGGAGGAAGAGGUGUUAUGGUGUGGGGGUGCUUUGCUGGUGAUUCAUUUAGAAUUCAAGGCAACUUAACCAGCAUGGCUACCACAGCAUUCUGCAGCGAUACGCCAUCCCAUCUGGUUUGGGCUUAGUGGGACUAUAAUUUGUUUUUCAACAGGACAAUGACCCAACACACCUCCAGGCUGUGUAAGGGCUAUUUUAACAAGAAAGAGAGUGAUGGAGUGCAGCAUCAGAUGACCUGGCCUCCACAAUCCCCUUACUCAACCCAAUUGAGAUGGUUUGGGAUGAGUCAAAUGGCAGAGUGAAGGAAAAGCAGCCAACAAGUGCUCAGCAUAUGUGGGAACUCCUUCAAGACUGUUGGAAAAGCAUUCCUCAUGAAGCUGGUUGAGAGAAUGUCAAAAGUGUGCAAAGCUGUCUACAAGGCAAAGGCUGGCUACUUUGAAGAAUCUAAAAUCUAAAAUAUAUAUUUCAUUUGUUUAACACUUCUUUGGUUACUACAUGAUUCCAUAUGUGUUAUUUUGUAGUUUUGAUGUCUUCACUAUUAUUCUACAAUGUAAAAAAUAGUAAAAAUAAAGAAAAACUCUUGAAUGAGUAGGUGUGUCCAAACUUUUGACGGGUAGUGUAUGUCUGUUUUGAAGUGUAUGCAAAUAGAUUAUACAAGUGGUUAGGCAUUUUCAACAUACAAAUAUUUCUUAAAAAGACUAGAAGAGAAGUAGUCAAUUUCUCCUCAACCAUGAAAGACUAUCAUGCAUGCUGUUGAUGUUAGUUCUGUGUGUGUGUAGAAAAUAGUAAAAAUAAAGAAAAACCCUUGAAUGAGUAGGUGUGUCCAAACUUUUGACUGGUAGUGUAUAUCCUAUACCCCUGUCUCUAAUAUCUAACUCUACUGACUGACUGACUGAAUAUAUAUCCUAUACCCCUGUCUCUAAUAUCUAACUCUACUGACUGACUGACUGACUGACUGACUGACUGAAUAUACAGUAUAUCCUAUACCCCUGUCUCUAAUAUACAGUGGGGGAAAAAAGUAUUUAGUCAGCCACCAAUUGUGCAAGUUCUCCCACUUAAAAAGAUGAGAGAGGCCUGUAAUUUUCAUCAUAGGUACACGUCAACUAUGACAGACAAAAUGAGAAUUUUUUUUCCAGAAAAUCACAUUGUAGGAUUUGUAAUGAAUUUAUUUGCAAAUUAUGGUGGAAAAUAAGUAUUUGGUCAAUAACAAACGUUUCUCAAUACUUUGUUAUAUACCCUUUGUUGGCAAUGACACAGGUUAAACGUUUUCUGUAAGUCUUCACAAGGUUUUCACACACUGUUGCUGGUAUUUUGGCCCAUUCCUCCAUGCAGAUCUCCUCUAGAGCAGUGAUGUUUUGGGGCUGUCGCUGGGCAACACGGACUUUCAACUCCCUCCAAAGAUUUUCUAUGGGGUUGAGAUCUGGAGACUGGCUAGGCCACUCCAGGACCUUGAAAUGCUUCUUACGAAGCCACUCCUUCGUUGCCCGGGCAGUGUGUUUGGGAUCAUUGUCAUGCUGAAAGACCCAGCCACGUUUCAUCUUCAAUGCCCUUGCUGAUGGAAGGAGGUUUUCACUCAAAAUCUCACGAUACAUGGCCCCAUUCAUUCUUUCCUUUACACGGAUCAGUCGUCCUGGUCCCUUUGCAGAAAAACAGCCCCAAAGCAUGAUGUUUCCACCCCCAUGCUUCACAGUAGGUAUGGUGUUCUUUGGAUGCAACUCAGCAUUCUUUGUCCUCCAAACACGACGAGUUGAGUUUUUACCAAAAAGUUAUAUUUUGGUUUCAUCUGACCAUAUGACAUUCUCCCAAUCCUCUUCUGGAUCAUCCAAAUGCACUCUAGCAAACUUCAGACGGGCCUGGACAUGUACUGGCUUAAGCAGGGGGACACGUCUGGCACUGCAAGAUUUGAGUCCCUGGCGGCGUAGUGUGUUACUGAUGGUAGGCUUUGUUAUUUUGGUCCCAGCUCUCUGCAGGUCAUUCACUAGGUCCCCCCGUGUGGUUCUGGGAUUUUUGCUCACCGUUCUUGUGAUCAUUUUGACCCCACGGGGUGAGAUCUUGCGUGGAGCCCCAGAUCGAGGGAGAUUAUCAGUGGUCUUGUAUGUCUUCCAUUUCCUAAUAAUUGCUCCCACAGUUGAUUUCUUCAAACCAAGCUGCUUACCUAUUGCAGAUUCAGUCUUCCCAGCCUGGUGCAGGUCUACAAUUUUGUUUCUGGUGUCCUUUGACAGCUCUUUGGUCUUGGCCAUAGUGGAGUUUGGAGUGUGACUGUUUGAGGUUGUGGACAGGUGUCUUUUAUACUGAUAACAAGUUCAAACAGGUGCCAUUAAUACAGGUAACGAGUGGAGGACAGAGGAGCCUCUUAAAGAAGAAGUUACAGGUCUGUGAGAGCCAGAAAUCUUGCUUGUUUGUAGGUGACCAAAUACUUAUUUUCCACCAUAAUUUGCUAAUAAAUUCAUUAAAAAUCCUACAAUGUGAUUUUCUGGAAUUUUUUUCCUCAAUUUGUCUGUCAUAGUUGACGUGUACCUAUGAUGAAAAUUACAGGCCUCUCUCAUCUUUUUAAGUGGGAGAACUUGCACAUUUGGUGGCUGACUAAAUACUUUUUUUCCCCACUGUAUAACUUUACUGACUGACUGAAUAUAUAUCCUAUACCCCUGUCUCUAAUAUCUAACUCUACUGACUGACUGAAUAUAUAUCAUAUACCCCUGUCUCUAAUAUCUAACUCUACUUGACUGACUGACUGAAUAUAUAUCAUAUACCCCUGUCUCUAAUAUCCAACUCUUUAUCUAAAAUCUAGAUAUUUUUGUUCAGUAGUGAUUGUGUUAUUAGACAACUGUGAGUUUGUGCCAGUGAUUCUGACAGUCUGACUUUGUUUCUCAGACGUGCCAGCCAGUGGGAUGUAUUUCAUGACCUAUGAAUGGUUGAAGCACCUCCUCACACCAGAGGGUAAGAGGUGAGUGUGUGUUUACUCUGUGUGUCUGUGUGCGCGUUUCUGCGUGUGUAUGCAAGGGUUGGGGUCAAUUUGACUUGAAGUCAGUCAUUUCAGGAAGUAAUCUGAAAUUCCAAUUCAAUAAUUGAAAAAAGGGCAUCUACAGUGCCUUUGGAAAGUAUUCACACCCCUUGACUUUUUCCACAUUUUGUGUUACAGCCUGAAUUUAGAUAUUCAACCCCUUUGUUACGUCAAGCCUAAAUAAGUUCAGGAGUAAAAAGGUGCUUAACAAGUCACAUAAUAUCUCAUCUCUGUACCCCACACAUACAAUUAUCUGUAAGGUCCCUCAGUCAAGCAGUGAAUUUCAAACACAGAUUCAACCACAAAGACCAGGGAGGUUUUCCAAUGCCUUGCGAAGAAGGGCACCUAUUGGUAGAUAUUAUUAUUUGUUAUUUUUUUAACUGACAUUGACUAUCUCUUUGAGCAUGGUGAAGUUAUUAAUUACACUUUGGAUGGUGUAUCAAUACACCCAGUCACUACAAAGAUACAGACGUCCUUCCUAACUCAGUUGCCGUAGAGGAAGGAAACUGCUCAGGGAUUUCGCCAUGAGGCCAAUGGUGACUUUAAAACAGUAACAGAGUUUAAUGGCUGUGAUUGGAGAAAACUGAGGAUGGAUCAACAACAUUGUAGUUACUCCACAAUACUAACCUAAUUGACAGAGUGAAAAGAAGGAAGGCUGUACAGAAUAAAAUAUAUUCCAAAACAUGCAUCCUGUUUGCAACAAGGCACUUAAGUAAUACUGAAAAUUGUGGCAAAGCAAUUAACUUUUUGUCCUGAAUGUUGCUGCUACCGUCUCUUAUGACCGAAAAGAGCUUCUGGACAUCAGAACAGCGAUUACUCACCUCGAACUGGACGGAGAUUUUUUCUUUAAUGAGUCCGACGCGAAGGAUAUACUGCUUCCCCCGAGACCAGGCACAAAUCCCUGUCAUUCGUGCGAAGAAAAGACGGAAAUACAGGGGGCGGAGGUUGGGGUGCCUUGUGAGAAUUUGUCGGCAAGUGGGUAAACCCACCCGUUUGUUUUUACACUGCUGCUACUCGCUGUUUAUUAUCUAUGCAUAGUCACUUUACCCCUACCUACAUGUACAAAUUACCUCGACUAACCUGUACCCCCGCACAUUGACUCGGUACCGGUACCCGCUGUAUAUAGCCUCGUUAUUGUUAUUUCAUUGUGUUACUUUUUAUUUUAUUUUUUACUUUAGUUUAUUUAGUAAAUAUUUUCUUAACUCUAUUUCUUGAACUGCAUUGUUGGUUAAGGGCUUGUAAGUAAGCAUUUCACGGUAAGGUAUACAGCUGUUGUAUUCGGCGCAUGUGACAAAUACAAUUUCAUUUGAUUUGAACCUAAUUUCUUUUUUCUUUCCGUUCCACUGUUCCAACCAGCAAAAUAAAGUUCUGAACCGGUUCAAUCCCCCCAAAAUAACCGGUUUAUAUUGUUCCUUUCUGUCAAUUUUUUAAACUGUGAAAUCAACAUUUUACAUUUAGCAAAUUAAAUUACUUCACCAAUCAGUGCGGAUAGAGCAGGCAAGGUAGUUGUUUACAUGUGUGAUGGACAGACAAGUGUAGCCUCUGGCACAAGAUGUGACUGACAUUUUAUGGGUGGGGAGAGCGCGAGAGAGGGUUGAGGAGCAGGCUUAAAGCGCUAGGCAUCUUGUUAUGACAUGCAUUAUCUGAAUUAGGUCCACAUAAUUAUAGCUAGGAGGAGCGGCUUCUAUGAAGGAACUUUGAAUGUCCUUUCAGCUAGCUAGCUAACAAGCUUGAGCUAGCAAGCUAUCAAGCUUGUGUGUGCAGAGCGGCACCAGAAUUAAAAACACGUAUUACCUCUUUGUAGUUAAUAAAUCCAAUUUGAAAUGUGAUACCUAGGCCUAUAGUAUCCUUAACUAGCAUUGAAAAAGUUAAUCCAUUCUUCUCUAGCUAAUAAAAAAUCUCUCUCCCUAUCUUCUCACGCUUCUAACGUCAGUACAGUAGCCUAUGCUUCAGAGGGGCAGGUAGCCUAAACACGCACACACAAUGGCAAAGAUUUUCGCUUUCAGGCAGACGCUGGAAUCCGUUUAUGAGUCAGGGCUUUGCAUAGGCGCUUUGUGGCAUUUUUUUUUGUGGGACUCGAAAAAAUAAUCUGGAACGUUAAAUAACAUUGUUAACCGGUUUCCAUGCUUUUAAAAUAACGGUUCUGUUCCGGAACAGUAUGGAUCACUUUCGUUCACGGGUUCCGUUUCUGUUCCUUGAAAAUGUUUGUUAUUUUCUGGUUUUCGGUUCUGUUCCCUGAACCGGUUCCAACCCCUGGUCCUGAAUACAAGUUGUUAUGUUUGAGACAAAUCCAAUACAACACAUUACUGAGUACCACUCUCCAUAUUUUCAAGCAUAGAGGUGGCUGCAUCAUGUUAUGGGUAUGCUUGUAAUCCUUAAGGACUGGGGAGUUUUUCAGGAUUAAAAAUAAACUAAAUGGAGCUAAGCACAGGCAAAAUCCUAGAGGAAAACCUGGUUCAGUCUGCUUUCCACCAGACACUGAUGAAUUCACCUUUCAGCAGGACAAUACCCUCAAUUGAUUGGACAUGCUUUGGAAAGGCACACACCUGUCUAUAUAAGGUCCCACAGUUGACCGUGCAUGUCAGAGCAAAAACCAAGCAAUGAGGUCGAAGGAAUUUGUCCGUAGAGCUCCGAGACAGGAUUGUGUCAAGGCACAGAUCUGGGGAAGGGUACCAAACAAAUUCUGCAGCAUUGAAGAUCCCCAAGAACACAGUGGCCUCCAUCAUUAGACCGCUGCGCCACUCGGGAGGCCCAGGCCUCCUUCAUUCUUAAAUGGAAGAAGUUUGGAACCACCAAGACUGUUGCUAGAGCUGGCCACCCAGCUGUAUUUGUAUUCUACCCCCUUUUCUCCCCAAUUUUUGUGAUAUCCAAUUGCGAUCCAAUCACAAACUUGUUUCAUCGCUGCAACUCCCCAAUGGGCUCUGGAGAGGCGAAGGUCGAGUCAUGCGUCCUCCGAAACAUGACCUGCCAAACCGUGCUUCUUAACACCUGCUCGCUUAACCCGGAAGCACCAAUGUGACGGAGGAAACACCGUUCAACUGAUGACCGAAGUCAGCCUGCAGGCGCCCGGCCUGCCACAAGGAAUCGCUAGAGCACGACAAGCCAAGUAAAGCCCCCCCGGCCAAACCCUCCCCUAACCCGGACGACACUGGGCCAAUUGUGCGGCCGGUUGUGACAACCUGGGAUCGAACCUGGGUCUGUAGUGACGCCUCAAGCAGUGCGAUGCAGUGCCUUAGACCGCUGCGCCACUCGGGAGGCCCAGGCCUCCAUCAUUUUUAAAUGGAAGAAGUUUGGAUCCACCAAGACACUUCCUAGAGCUAGCUACCCAGCCAAAAUGAGCAAUCUGGGGAGAAGGGCAUUGGUCAGGGAGGUGACCAAGAACCCGAUGGUCACUCUAACAGAGCUCCAGAGUUCCUCUGUGGAGAUGGGAGAACCUUCCAGAAGGACAACCAUCUCUGCAGCACUCCACCAAUCAGGCCUUUAUGGUAGUGUGGUCAGACGGAAACCACUCCUCAGUAAAAGGCACAUGACAGCCCGUUUUGAGGUCUGAUGAAACCAAGAUUGAACUCUUUGGCCUGAAUGCCAAGCGUCACGUCUGGAGGAAACCAGGCAUCGCCCAUCACCUGGCUAAUACCAUCCCUACGGUGAAGCAUGACCCCAACCCUGGUGUAUGGAAAUUAAACAAUGAUCAUUUGUGUAUCUUUGUCCUGUUUUCAUGUUUUGUGUAUCACUGUAUUAUUAGGUGUUUGAACUAGUGUGAUUGUUUCAGUAUGUCUAACUUUUUCAUCUCAAGGAAUGAAUGUGUAUUGUUUGUAAUUGAUUGGUUAUUCCACAGCCCAAAUGAGCUGAGUGUUCCUAGUGUUCUCUUCGCUGGAGGGAUGGCAGGAAUCUUCAACUGGGCAGUGGCCAUUCCACUUGAUGUGCUGAAGUCUCGCUUCCAGACAGGUGUGACUGAUGUAGCCCUGUUUUGGGGAUGUAAAUGCUGUAUAAUGUGUAUGUCUUACAGGGUUAAGGUCAAUUCCAUUUCAAUUCAGUCAAUUCAGGAUGUAAACUGACAUUUCAGUGUACUUCCUGAAUUGACAGAAUUAAAAUUAAAAUAACCCCAACACUGAUGCCUUGUGUUGUCUUAGUUGUAAGUGUAGUAUACAGUAUAUAGCUUACCAACCAAAGUGUCUGGUUUAGAGCAGCCAUUCUUAAAGAAUAGGUCACAGCCCAAAGUGGGUCGCGGAUAUGUUAAUGUACUCCUGAGUGGCGCAGUGGUCUAAGGCACUGCAUCGCAGUGCUAACUGUGCCACUAGAGAUCCUGGUUCGAAUCCAGGCUCUGUCGCCGCCGGCCGCGACCGGGAGACUCAUGGGCGGCGCACAAUUGGCCCAGCAUCGUCCAGGGUAGGGGAGGGAAUGGCCGGCAGGGAUGUAGCUCAGUUGAUAGGGUUGUGGGUUCGAUUCCCACGGGGGCCAGUAUAAAAAAAAAAUGUAUUCACUAACUGUAAGUCGCUCUGGAUAAGAGCGUCUGCUAAAUGACUAAAAUGUACAUGUAAAAUGUUAAUGGUGGGUGUGUACAGUGCAUUCGGAAAGUAUUCAGACCCCUUCCCUUUUUCCACAUUUUGUUACGUUACAGACAUAUUCUAAAAUGGAUUAAAUACAUUUAUUUCCUCAUCAAUCUACACACUACCCCAUAAUGACAAAGCAAAAACAGUUUUUUUUGAAAGUUUUGCAAAUUUAUUAAAAAUAAAAAACAUAAAUACCUUAUUUACAUAAGUAUUCAGACCCUUGAUCAUCCUUGAGAUGGUUCUACAACUAGACUGGAGUCCACCUGUGGUAAAUUCAAUUGAUUGGACAUGAUUUGGAAAGGCACACACCUGUCUAUAUAAGGUUGACAGUGCAUGUCAGAGCAAAAACCAAGCCAUGAGGUCGAAGGAAUUGUCCGUAGAACUCCGAGACAGUAUUGUGUCUAGGCACAGAUCUUGGGAAGUGUACCAAAAAAUGUCUGCAGCAUUGAAGGUUCCCAAGAACACAGCGGCCUCCAUCAUUCAUAGAUGGAAGAAGUUUGGAACCACCAAGACUCUUCCUAGAGCUGGCUGCCCAGCCAAACUGAGCAAUCGGGGGAGAAGGGCCUUGGUCAGGGAGGAUACCAAGAGCCCGAUGGUCACUCUGACAGAGCUCCAGAGUUCCUCUGUGGAGAUGGGAGAACCUUCCAGAAGGACAACCAUCUCUGCAGCACUCCACCAAUCAGGCCUUUAUGGUAGUGGCCAGACGGAAGCCACUCCUCAGUAAAAGGCACAUGACAGCCCGCUUGGAGUUUGCCAAAAGGCACCUAAAGGACUCUCAGACCAUGAGAAACAAGAUUCUCUGCUCUGAUGAAACCAAGAUUGAACUCUUUGGCCUGAAUGCCAAGCGUCACGUCUGGAGGAAACCUGGCACCAUCCCUACGAUAAAUGUGCAAACAUUUCUAAAAAUCUGUUUUUGCUUUGUCAUUAUGGGAUAUUGUGUGUACCCUAAUGGUUUCUCUCUCCUACCAGCCCCUGAAGGGAAGUGCCCUAAUGGUUUCUCACUCCUCCCAGCCCCUGAGGGGAAGUACCCUAAUGGUUUCUCUCUCCUCCCAGCCCCUGAAGGGAAGUACCCUAAUGGUUUCAGGGACGUUCUACGAGAGCUGCUGAGAGAGGAGGGCAUGGCCUCUCUGUACAAAGGCUUUACCGCUGUCAUGCUCAGAGCUUUCCCUGCCAAUGCAGUGAGUACAAACACUCUACUCACAUACAGCACAUACAGCCUGUUAACUCUUGUUACAGGUUUUGUUUUUUCCAUUUGUGUUUUGAGGUUGGACUUUAGCACGUAUAGCUCGUUAGCACGUAGGGCGCACCGAUUUGUCAGCUCGUUAGUCAGUAUGUAUUACACCUGUGCUGGUUUGUCAUCUCGUUAGUGGGACGCUAUUUCACCUGGGCUGGCCCCAUGCUCCAGUGGUCUUGAUAGAUGCGGAGGGUAAACAGCUUUAGUUGGCUCUCCCUAUUUUGAUUUCUAGACAAACAAUCCUUUAUCUGAUCCUUUCUGUUUUCAUUUUGCUCAACUUUUUGGUUUGCUUCCUGUGUUUAAAUUUGGUGUGGGUUUUUCUUUUGUUUGCCUCUUCUUGGGCAAAUUUAGUGGGCAUUCAUGGUGGGUGUCUUUUAGGUUCCAGUUGUUGUUGCUACUCAACUUUCAGUGGACACCCUCAUGAGUGUCUUUAAGAACCCCUCCUAAAACCCCACCUGUUUCGUUUUGGUUGUUGUCAGUGACUCUUUAUUAGUUCCCCUUCUGAUUGAGCGACAGUGUUUGGUUUUCUUGCUGAGGAACGUAACAAAAAGGGGGCUCAUCCGGGAUUUUGUUUCCCAUGAGUAUGGUAGUCGCUCUACAUUUUACAUUUUAGCAGACGCUCUUAUCCAGAGUGACUUACAGUUAGUGAGUGCAUACAUUUUCAUACUGGCCCCCCGUGGGAAACGAACCCACAACCCUGGCGUUGCAAGCGCCAUGCUCUACCAACUGAGCUACAGGGGACUAGUCACCUACUCUGAAGCUCUGCUGUGCCCAGAUAUUUGAGUGUUCAAAAUACACUUUUGUGGUAGAAUUCCUGUCACUGACAUCCACCUUGAGGGGUUAUAAGAUUGGGGAAUCAUUUUGAAAGUUGCAUAAACACACAGGCUAAUAAAAUAAAGCCAUGGACUUUAAGUUGGAAGCAUUUGUGGAAAACCCUACAUAGGAGAUGCUAGAUAAAUGUACAAAGGCGAAUCUGCUUGUCAUUGCGAAGCAUUAUGACAUCAAGGUGGCAUCUGGCGAUCCAAAAGCAGUAGUCAAAGAGUUGAUCGGUACUGCUUUGGUGGAGGAUGAAAUCCUUCCGGAGAGGGAGGUUGAUGAAAAGGGUGCUACGUGUAGUGGGGUGAGUCCCAUAGACGUGCAACUGAGGGAGAUAGAACUAAUGGCAAAGUUAGAGUUGGAGCUCAGGGAAAGACAAGAUGAGCGUGCAGCCAGACUAGAACAAGAACAACAUGCGUAUGCCAUUCGAUUAAAAGAGAUGGAGCUGGGAGCACUCCGAAUCCAGUCAGGCCAUCCUGCACCUCAACAGAGUUUGAUCUUGGUCGGAACAGCCGGCGUGUACCGCCUUUCAAGGAAAAGGAGGUGGAUGUAUAUUUUACUCUGUUUGAGCGGAAUGCCACAUUCCUAAAAUGGCUAUGACAUAUUUGGUCACUGCUCCUCCAAAGUGUUCUUGUGGGAAAAGCUUGUUGUGGAAAUUCUACACAUGGGACACUCAAAGUCAAUCUUAAAUGAAGUAUUGUUUAUUAACAGCAUGCUGUAGAGGUCACAGUCAAACUUAGAUGCAUAAAGUACCGGUCUGAAGUGAGCUCCCCCGGGGCAGUCCCGUUAGUUCUCUUACAGUGAGGGAAAAAAGUAUUUGAUCCCCUGCUGAUUUUGUACGUUUGCCCACUGACAAAGAAAUGAUCAGUCUAUAAUUUUAAUGGUAGGUUUAUUUGAACAGUGAGAGACAGAAUAACAACAACAAAAUCCAGAAAAACGCAUGUCAAAAAUGUUAUAAAUUGAUUAGCAUUUUAAUGAGGGAAAUAAGUAUUUGACCCCCUCUCAAUCAGAAAGAUUUCUGGCUCCCAGGUGUCUUUUAUAUAGGUAACGAGCUGAGAUUAGGAGCACACUCUUAAAGGAGUGCUUUUAAUCUCAGUUUGUUACCUGUAUAAAAGACACCUGUCCACAGAAGCAAUCAAUCAAUCAGAUUCCAAACACUCCACCAUGGCCAAGAGCUCUCCAAGGAUGUCAGGGACAAGACCUACACAAGGCUGGAAUGGGCUACAAGACCAUCGCCAAGCAGCUUGGUGAGAAGGUGACAACAGUUGGUGUGAUUAUUCGCAAAUGGAAGAAACACAAAAUAACUGUCAAUCUCCCUCGGCCUGGGGCUCCAUGCAAGAUCUCACCUCGUGGAGUUGCAAUGAUCAUGAGAACGGUGAGGAAUCAGCCCAGAACUACACGGGAGGAUCUUGUCAAUGAUCUCAAGGCAGCUGGGACCAUAGUCACCAAGAAAACAAUUGGUAACACAUUACGCCAUGAAGGACUGAAAUCCUGCAGCGUCGCAAGGUCCCCCUGCUCAAGAAAGCACAUAUACAUGCCCGUCUGAAGUUUGCCAAUGAACAUCUGAAUGAUUCAGAGGAGAACUGGGUGAAAGUGUUGUGGUCAGAUGAGACCAAAAUGGAGCUCUUUGGCAUCAACUCAACUCGCCGUGUUUGGAGGAGGAGGAAUGCUGCCUAUGACCCCAAGAACACCAUCCCCACCAUCAAACAUGGAGGUGGAAACAUUAUGCUUUGGGGGUGUUUUUCUGCUAAGGGGACAGGACAACUUCACCGCAUCAAAGGGACGAUGGACAGGGCCAUGUACCAUCAUAUCUUGGGUGAGAACCUUCUUCCCUCAGCCAGGACAUUGAAAAUGGGUCGUGGAUGGGUAUUCCAGCAUGACAAUGACCCAAAACACACGACCAAGGCAACAAAGGAGUGGCUCAAGAAGAAGCACAUGAAGGUCCUGGAGUGGCCUAGCUAGUCUCCAGACCUUAAUCCCAUAGAAAAUCUGUGGAGGGAGCUGAAGGUUCGAGUUGCCAAACGUCAGCCUCAAAACUUUAAUGACUUGGAGAAGAUCUGCAAAGAGGAGUGGGACAAAAUCCCUCCUGAGAUGUGUGCAAACCUGGUGGCCAACUACAAGAAACGUCUGACCUCUGUGAUUGCCAACAAGGGUUUUGCCACCAAGUACUAAGUCAUGUUUUGCAGAGGGGUCAAAUACUUAUUUCCCUCACUGUAUAUACUUACACAGACAAGUUAUAUUUGCAUGAUUUAGCUUAUUCAUCAUUCAUCAUUAAUUCAUAAUUAACGUUUGGUCCAUUCAUGUGACAGACCAAUACCUCACAAGGCUUCUUCUCUCCAAGCUGAGACCUUGAAACUGAGAUAUCCUUUCGUUCUCAAAACAAGGUUCUGGGCGUACUGCCAAAUUGCACAUAUUGAUAGUGAGGAUUUGUUCAAUCAGUCACUUGCAUGAACACAGAAAUUGGUUAUUAGAAAAGCACAAACAUAAUAUUUUCCAUCACAUUCCCUCCUCUUAUCACUCAAUCUGUCAUAAUUAUCAUUAAAUUUUAUUCAUUUAGUUAUUACUUAAACUUAAACCACUGACACUUUCAUACCCUUCAUUCUGGGUUGUAAACAAAAUUAACACAUAAAACCAGACACUUCAUCCUUUCAAACCCUUCAUUCUGGGUUGUACAAUCCAACUUGUAAAACCAUUGCAGUAGAAUGUUUUAACUUGAGACCUUCGCUUCAUUCAGACACGCACCUCUUUCACACUCACACAACUCUCACAUCCACAUUCACUUGGGACUAUUAUUUUCAUAUCUUCCCACACACACACACUAGUGUUCCAUUCACACAUACAAUUUCCCUAUAUAACAUUAUAAAUCAACUUAGGUAUUUACAUCCACACCACCCCAUGUGCAUCUUCAACAAUUCUAAAUGCCUACAAUAACAAUAACACUUCGUGCUAUUAUCAGUGGUUCUCAGACCACAUAGACUUUUCUAUCGUUACAUCCUAUGCACCAUAUGUAUCUUCAACGGUUCUCUUGCCACUACUUCCUUUACAUAUAAAACAACACGUUGUGCUAUUACUAAUAGUCCCAGACUACGAUGGGCGGUGGUGGAUGGAACCCCAGUGGUCCUCUGUAGCUCAGCUGGUAGAGCACGGCGCUUGUAACGCCAAGGUAGUGGGUUCGAUCCCCGGGACCACCCAUACACAAAAAAAAUGUAUGCACGCAUGACUGUAAGUCGCUUUGGAUAAAAGCGUCUGCGAAAUGGCAUAUUAUUAUAUUAUAGAUAACGUUAUAGAUCGAAAAACUCAGCUCAUAGAACUGGUUGGGGAAUUCAUUCAGACACACACCUCUUUCACACUCACACAACUCUCACAUCCACAUUCACUUAGUACUGUUCCCAAACACACUCAGUGAUCUCCCUUAUUACCCCACGUGCAUCUUCAACGAUUCUCUUGUCGUUACUUCAUAUACACCAUAUGUAUCUUUCACAUACAUAUAUAAUAACACCACAUGCUAUUAGUAGUGGCUGCAGACCACGUAGAUCAUUAUCUUAUAAAUGCCUACAGACAGCUGUCAGCGGGGCUUUCCAUGGUACCGUUACGCCCUCGCUCUAGUCUUCUCAAAAGACUAGUGAAUAGCCUUCUCCUAUAAGACUAUGGGUACCUUUUUAUGCAUUACCCGCCUUAAUUGUAUUGGUUUUAUCUUUUAUUUGUUAAUACAAAUUCAUUUAAAUUUCUUACUGAAUUCAUUUUCCAUCCCUCAAUUGUUCGCAGAUGAUGUGUCUCCACCUGGGCAGCUCACAGUAAGGGUCUGGUCUGGGCGGGUCCUCAUCGUCUUUUGGUCAGACAGGAAUUUCCCUCAUGCUUCAUAAAAUGCGCCACCAGUUUUCCUCGCAGACCCCCACUGGAAAGCUCUGCAGGCAGAAUCAAUCAUCCUGUUCAUUGACGCCAAAUUGUUGUGGAAAUUCUACACAUGGGACACUCUAAGUCAAUCUUAAAUGAAUUAAUGUUUAUUAACACAAGCUCAGAAUGUGUACGCCGCUUUAUAUCUUGGCCAGAGUUCAGAUUAUGAUACUGUUAACGCAGCUAUCCUUAGGGUUUACGAGUUGGUCCCAGAGGCAUACAGACAACAGUUCGAGCAACAGUAUUUGGUUUUCUUGCUGGUGAACGUAACACUCUCAACACACACUGGUCAGUCAGAAAUGGUACUCAUACAUGCUAUGCCCACCAUACUCAUCACUUAGCCUCAUACUACCCCAUAAUUACAGCACAUCAUACACUGAAUAUACAUUAUGUUUUCGUGCACAAAGCAUUGAUACCUGCACUACCUGCACUUUACAUGCAUUAUACACUCAUCUCUUGCCUGUAAAAUGUUACACAUGAUCAUUACAAUACAAUUAAUGUUGAUCUCUCUCCUCUUAGGCCUGUUUCCUUGGGUUUGAAAUGGCCAUGAAGUUCCUGAACUGGGCAGCACCCGGCCUGUGA